ACCACCUGCGUUUCUUGACAGCGGCGCUGUUGUUGUUCCUCUUUGACUGAAAGCGCACACGUUUAAUUCUUGGCGUUUUUCUUUAGCAAACGCGUGAACCAUUAAUCUGUUUGUUUAUUUAUAUAUAUACUGUCACAUGUUCUCUUCUCGCUACAUCAACGUUAGCUUAGCUUGCUAGCAGUCAGCGACGGAUAUGGCAUACGCGUGAAUGGCAGAGCUCUUCCUCAGUGCGUUUACCGUAAAGGUCAGUUCUGCUUUCAGUGGCUGACCUGGUGGAUGAUAAAUCUUCACAGGCUUUCCCGUUAAACAGGCUCACAAGCUGCCAUGGAGCCGGCCACGGGCUGCGUGAACAUCGGCAGUCUGACCAGCACCCUGCCGGUGAUCCCCUACCAGAAGCUGACCGACCUGUACUACCUGAGCAGAGGGGGCUUCGGCACCGUGUUCAAGGCGCAGCACUCGGACUGGAGGACCACGGUGGCCAUAAAGUGCCUGAAGCUCGACUGUCCUGUUGUAGAAAGGGAGAGGAACUGCCUGCUUAAGGAGGCCGAGGUGCUCCACAAAGCCCGGUUCAACUACAUAAUCCAGAUCUUUGGCAUCUGCAACGAGCCCGAGUUCUUCUGCAUUGUCACCGAGUUCAUGAGCAAUGGCUCUCUUGACCUGUUGCUCCACGAGACUGACAUGUACCCCGGGCUUGCCUGGCCUUUGCGACUGAGGAUCCUCUAUGAGAUUGCCUUAGGGGUUAACUUCCUUCACAACAUGAACCCACCCCUCCUGCAUCACGACCUAAAGACGCAGAACAUACUGUUGGAUGGAGAGUUUCACGUUAAGAUCGCUGACUUUGGCCUUUCAAAGUGGCGGCAACUGUCCGUCAGUAAAGGCUCGGGGUCCAAGCCCACAGAGAUGGGGGGCACGGUGAUCUACAUGCCCCCUGAGAAGUACGAACCAUCCAAGAGCCGUCGGGCCGAUGUGAAGCACGACGUGUACAGCUAUGCCAUCAUCAUGUGGGAAGUGCUGUCCAGGCAGAUUCCAUUUCAAGAGGUGACCAACCCAAUGCAGAUCAUGUUCAGUGUGCUCCGUGGGAUGCGUCCUGACACGAGUCUGGACAGUCUGCCUUCUGACAUCCCUAACAGAGAAACCCUCAUCGGUUUAAUGACCUGCGGCUGGACCACUAACCCUGAUGAACGACCUUCCUUCCUCAAGUGUCUGAUUGAACUAGAGCCCAUGGUGAGGAAUUUUGACGAAAUUGUCUUCCUGGAGGCCGUGUUAGAGAUCAAGAGGUCAAAGAUGAUGCAUAUAUCCGGCUGUUGUUCAGCUCAGUCAGUGAGUGAGAAGAGGAGUGAGGACGGAUCGCUGAACAUGCUGAAGGACAGGCGUAGCCCCUGGCCGGAGAGCUCCACCUCAGGCUCAGGCUCUUGUUCCUCCCAGGACACAGAUAUAUCUCUACCGGGCGCCCUCACCAUCAGCAAUGCUGCACGUUCUAAAGAGGAGAAUCAGUCGUCAUUUUUGGCUCAUACGCUGGAGGCUCCUGAGUCUUUGAAGGACUUCCCAGUCAACAAUCUGAACGGCGAAAAAAUGAAUGAUUUGAACAUACCCAUCAAACCCGGCCUGCCUGUCACUGAAUGUGAGACACAGCUGGAGAACCUCACCCUCAAGCCUCAACAUCAGCAACAAGCAGAGUACUCUCCUCCCUCAAAAGGCCCAAUCGCCCAGUGGAUCGAGAUGCGCCGUGAGGAGAUCGUGUCCCAGAUGACGGAGGCCUGUCUGAACCAGUGCCUGGAUGCCCUGCUGUCCCAAACCAUGCUAAUGCGUGAGGAUUAUGAGCUUAUUGUGACCCAGACCACACGCACCGCCAAGGUCCGCCAGCUCCUGGACAACUGUCAUCGACACUGUGAAGACUUCUGCCGCGUUGUCGUCCGUAAGCUGCGCGACAACAAGCAAAUGGGCCUGCAGCCGUACCCGCCUGAAAUCGGCUCCCCCACCCUCGGCCUCUGCGCACUGCCGCUGUCCAUGUCCUACAAUAACCACAGGAAUGUGUAGCAACAGUCACAGCCAAACUAUGGAAACAAUCCAGAUUACAGACUGUGCCAAUUUUACACUACACUUAACUCUUACUGGUACCGCUUUCGUUAACAUGGUCACCAUGGUUCCUGUAAGUCUUGUCCUCAAAGAGGAACUGAGCAAAAAGAGUCACAGGUACAAAACUAAGCUACUCACUUAAGAGGGUAUCCACUCACAAGAGACAGAAUGUUUUAUUCUGUGCGAUCAGAAUCAAAAAAAUUUGAAGGAAUCAGUGAUUUUUAUUUAACAAUGUUAAUGAGGUGAUUUAUUUAUAGUCCCUCCAUUCUGAGUGGGUGUAUAGCAGGGUGUCUCUCCUUUGAUACGUUAUGCUUUUGUCUCCAAAGCUCAGUUUCCAUUAUGUGAAAGUGUGAUUAUGUAGGCCAUUAUUUGUGUGUUUGUGUGUGUGUGUGUGUAGCCUUAUUUAUAGAAUGCAAACAUCCUCAACACACUCAGUUGAUCUGAGUAAGUGAAAGGAGGACUGUUAACAUGCUCGAAAACCUACAGCAAAAAUAAGGUUUAUUCCUAUUAAAGCAAUCCUAAUCUUAAAGUAUCCUGUAGUCAUGGGUGAACUAUCUGGAUAACAUUGAGUGAAGUCAGUGAGUAUGUGGCCUAUGUGUGUUUCUAUUGAAGCAUAUGGCCUACAUUAAAUCGGUACAAGGUACAAGGACAACUUCAGAGCCAAUAAUAGUUAACUAUGUGGUUUGUUAACAGCUUCACAUUACUUAAGUGUUGGAAUGAGUCAUGAGUUUGGUCACUGUGGCGUUUUGUCCCUCUGUUUUUCCUUCCCCUCUAUUUUAACUGCUGAGCUAAAGAGAUUCUCUCCGGACGUGGAGUAAAGAGGAAGUUGAGAUUGUAAUAUAACACUCGGAAUGAGAGGGAUGUGUGUCUGCAUGUCUGUCUAGAUUAAAAGUGGACCAAAGUGAUCAGAUUCUUUUGAUCUUCUCAGUAGUGGCCUCACCUCUCAGUAUUUGUAAUAUUAUUCACUCUAGGCUCAUCUGGAUACAGUGUUAUAGUUUAUCCAUGAGCUUCACGUUUUUUUUUAUCCUGCUGAGCUGCUCUGCAGAAGAACUGCAACACAUGAAGAGAGACAAUCAAACCUAUUACUGCAGGGGUGGCCCAACUGUUUUGAUAACUACACAGAAAAACACUAGGACAAACAAUAGUUAAAGGAUAGUUUUCUACCAAUAAUAUUGCAAGAAAGUCAGUGUUUCUAGACCAAGAAACUCAUGUGCCAUAGGAAAUUAAUAUUCCGUCAAAAUAACCAACAGAACACCACUAAAGAGUUUACGUUUGACAUUACAGUAGUUUGUGUGCCCACAUAAAAAUAGCUUUUUUGUAUCUGCUGCUUUUGAAUUUAAUUUCAAUUAAAUCAAUACUUUUCAACUAAUAAAUACAAUGCAUGGCCUAAGUGCCCAUUUACAUAUUAUGAUAUGUGUUAAUCUGUAAUAAGUAAAUUUAAAACGGGAAGAAAUUGCCAAAUAUUGGCUUCUGUUCAUGGAUCGAGUGCCAACUUGAAAGAUUACAAUGCAACUGUAAAUGUAAGAUGUAAGUCUAAUUUUAAGAUGUGACAAACAGAGCAGAAAUAAUAAUAAAUAAGUUUCUUUAAAAAGUUAGUUUAGUAGUUUGGCCACCCCCGCUGUAGUUUACCUGCUGUGGAGUCUAUGCAGUCAUUGCUCAGUUUAUCACUCUUGACUCAAUCAACUGUUUCUACACUAGCUGUGCUUCCGAUCUGAUCAAAGCGAUAGAAACACCUGUUUAUGUAAUGAUUAUCUCUUUUUUUGUGUUCAUAGAUCAAUAACAUUCAAGGCGUAAUGCUGUUAAAUGCAAGAAAAUCCAAAUAUUUAAAUGAAGGCAGUAUUUUGUCUGUAUAAAUAAUUCAAGUAAUACAGUUUUUUCGUUUCUUCAAUCAUACACACAGUAUAGAUGUUCUUCAUGCCAGAAAUGAUUUCUGUUUCCAUGACACAAUUUUAACUUUCAGUCUUCCUAAUAGCCAUGUUUAUAUAUGUGUGUUUAGUAGGACUAUAACGUUAACUAUUGAUUCAUUUGACAAUCAUUUUUCUCGAUAAUUGUUUGGUCUAUAAAAUAGUAUAAAAUUCUGUUUACAGUUUCCAAAAGCCCAAUAUCAUCAGAUUUUCCCCAAAUACAUUUUUAUUAUUUUUACUCAUAAUAUCUACAGAUUAAUCAGUUAUCAAAGUAGUUGCAGAUUAAUUUAUUGUGGAUGGACAAUUAGAUCUAUGGACUGGUCGUUUCAGCUCAAUGUUGUGUGCAUGUAUGACUCUCAUUAAGGGCCUUACUGUCUUCAUCACUGCCUUCUCUUAUCACUUAACUAAAAUCGGGAUCUUAAAUUACACUAUUGUGGCUCUGUCAUUUAUUGUCUGUACGUCCUCAGAUUUAACAGAGCAUGACCUUUUGUUUGUUCCCCAUCAUUGGGUCCAAGGAAAGUUCAUAAAGAACUUUAAAUACCACAGUGAGAAAUGAACCACAGCAGGUUAUUCUUAUAAAGAAACAUUCUUACAAGAAAUCGCACACAAUUAUAUUAUAUCGCUUAAAAGACAACAGCAAGGCCAAGCAGGUCGAUACGUUUCCAUAAUGUUGGGCUUGUAUUUGCCUUGUGUUUAAGAACUGUGCCUCAUAUUCUGCUUCUGGUCUCAACUAUUGCAACAUGCAAAAGCCUUUUACACAUAUCAAGAAACGCUGAGUAGAAAUAUUAAAAUUUGAUAUCUUAAAUAUGUUGUAACAUAUUUUGUACUGAUAUUUUCAUCUCUUUUAUAUAUACUUUCAUUUGUCAUCACUUGGUAAAAACUCAUGCAUUGUUCUGUCAAGUGAUGAUUUGUUUUUUUAUAAAUAUAUAUAAUUUAAUGCCAUGUCAUUAUCAGUGUCAGUUGGUCAAACAAGAACAUAAUGUGUAACAGAAUGUACAGUUGAUCCGUAGCUGUGGUUUCAACAGAAACUAGGAUUUUUUCAUACAUGCUAUGAAACUCUUCAUUAAAAUGGAUUCUCUGUU
Molecule: messenger RNA, 5062 nt
Organism: Anoplopoma fimbria (sablefish)
Lineage: Eukaryota; Metazoa; Chordata; Actinopteri; Perciformes; Anoplopomatidae
Product: receptor-interacting serine/threonine-protein kinase 2-like
Exons: 11
Coding region: 325-2037 (570 amino acids)
Biological process (GO): positive regulation of canonical NF-kappaB signal transduction; regulation of apoptotic process; innate immune response
Molecular function (GO): JUN kinase kinase kinase activity; ATP binding
Source: RefSeq, a predicted model, not a curated record